Molecule: messenger RNA, 1797 nt
Organism: Aspergillus steynii IBT 23096
Lineage: Eukaryota; Fungi; Ascomycota; Eurotiomycetes; Eurotiales; Aspergillaceae
Product: fungal specific transcription factor domain-containing protein
Exons: 4
Coding region: 1-1797 (598 amino acids)
Biological process (GO): DNA-templated transcription
Molecular function (GO): DNA binding; zinc ion binding
Source: RefSeq, a predicted model, not a curated record
AUGGAUGAUCCGGUGCAUUAUAAACGGCAACACGAGCUCAGAGCCGGAAUCGGCGUAUCGAACCCGAAAACAGGAAAUUUCCAAUUCUACGGCCCUUCGUCUGGAUUCUGCUUUCUGCAGCGGAUUUACCAGCGUAUCAACCAAUCAUCGUCUGGCCAAUCGCUACUGGCGCGUCGAAGCUGCUCUGUGCCUGAUGCAUUGCAAAAAUGGGGUAUGGAGCGGUUCAUGUUUACCGGGGAUACGGAUGGAGAUAUUCGUCCGGGCCAAUUGCGGACGGAGGCAUUUCUCCCGCAAGCUUUGGGAGAGAGGUUCAUAGAGGCGUAUUUCAAGAUCAUCCAUCCGCAGAUGUCGGUGCUCGUACACUCGGAGAUCAUGGAAACAUGGGUUCAGAUGUGGGAGUUCCCCGUGCGAGGUCGCAAACUGAAAAAUCAGGAGAUCCUGUUCAUGGUGUUGGCUCUUGGGGCUCGCGUUGUCAAUUUGAAAGACAAGGAGCCCGAGGCACGGGUCGAAGGCUGGGCCGAGCAUUUCUCCAACCGUGCAGCCGAGGGGCCGAUCUUUUUGCAGGAACCGAGUGUGAAGGGAAUGCAUCUAAUGCUGCUGAAGGCUAUGUAUUCUUUGCAACUCAUGCGACAAAACGAUGCGUAUCUUUAUCUUGGCCACGCGACACGCAUCGCUAUGGUGCUGGGCUUGCAUCGCUCGCAAGUAACGGAUGGACGAGAACCACACAUGCAUCGACUACGACUCACAUUUUGGACCGUCUUUGUCUUUGAACGCAUCUCAUCGGUCUAUAUGGGUCGCCCCUCUGCCCUCUCCGACAAUCAAAUUGACACCGCAUACCCUGAAGAUUACCCCAGCAGCAACGACGAGAACAUCUACCAAGCACCGUCCGUGGAAUGCGCCUGGGUGCGAGCGAUGGCCGAAAUCGGAAAGCUCGCCGAUCGAAUCUCUGUGGAUAUUUACUCGCCAGCCAGCAUAAAAACCAUCGCCGACUUGACCACAGUUAACAACACCAGCCUGGAGUGCGACGCGGCCCUCCAACGCAUCAGCAGCUCGCUCCCAUCCUACCUACACUUCUUUGACGAGACCGUCCCCAUCGGUGAGGACUGGCAAGAAAUCCAACGAAUCAGUCUUGGAUUCAGCUACUACGUGCUUCGCAUGCUGCUAUACCGACCGGCACUGGUCCUGACGACGUUCUUCUCGAGCCCCGCAGAAGCGCAACAGACUGCAGUAUGUGGAGUUGACAUUCAAGCAUGCAUCAACGCUUCAACGUCUGCGGCCCGCAACCUGGUCAACCUAGCGCACGACGUAUACUUCCGUCGGUUCCCAGACAUUCGAUACGACGGAGCACUUGCAUCGUUCCUCGUCUCAGCGACCAUGACAAUGUUGUACGACGUUUUGAACCUUGGGACGGAGCCAGACCGUGCGCGACAGACCUUCGCUGUCGUAGAAAAAGGCAUUCAAUGCCUCGAUGAGAUCGAACAUACCGGAUACACGACAGGAAAAGUGCUCAGUAUGGACUUGAUGAAAGUGGCGAAGCAGGCGGUCCAAGCGGCAGACCCUGUCAUCGACACGAACCAGGUCCUGGUGGAUUCAUUCCCCUGGCUAGAUACCUGGACCCCCGGCACCACCACCGACCCGAGCCCUCAAGCAACGUCUUAUCUGUUCCCGCAGGACGGGGCCUUCCCUGGUAUUGGCACACUCGCCGCCGACACAGCACUGCUGACCGGCGGAGAGGUGAACUUCCUCUGGUUAAACAACGGCCUGGACCCGAGCACGAUCCCAGGAUGUUUGUACUAA